AUGGGAGACGAGAUUGGUUCUCAGGAAAGAACUUUCACUUGGAGUGUCAGUCCUUUACCCCCUGGUAAAGUACCUAUUGGUUGCAAAUGGAUUUUUAAGGUGAAGUAUAAUCCUGAUGGUACUGUGGAGAGAUUUAAAGCAAGAGCCAAUGGGAGAUAUUUGGCUGUGUUAGUGUAUGUGGAUGACAUAUUGGUGGCGAGUAAUAAUGAUGGAGCAGUGAAGGAAUUCAUAGAUGAGUUGGAAUCACAUUUCAAACUCAGGAAUCUAGGAGAAGCAAAGUACUUCCUCGGAUUGGAAAUUGCGAGAUCGAAGCAGGGGAUAUAUGUUUGUCAAAGGAAGUAUGUACUAGAGUUACUAGAUGAUGCAGGCUUUCUUGGUUGUAAACCAUCAUCUAUUCCUUUGGAUCCUACGAUCAAGUUAUCGUCUGAGACAAUACGGAAACCAUCUGAUGGUUCCAAAGUGAUUCAUGAAAUGGGAGAGUUACUUGAAAAUCCCAAGGUUAAUAGAAAGUUGAUGGGAAGAUUGAUGUAUUUGGCGAUCACAAGACCCGACAUGGCUUAUGCUUUAACCAAGCUAUGUAAAUAUUCAUCUAAACCACGUGAUUCUCAUCUUGCGGCUGUUCACAAGCUUCUGAGAUAUCUUAAAGGGAUUAUUGGUCAAGGCGUUUUCUAUGAAGCUAAUGGACAGUUGACGCUACGUGGUCAUGCAGAUGCUGGUUGGGGUUCUUGUAGGGAUACUCGCAAAUCUAUAACAGGUUAUGCGAUGUUCAUUGGUGAUUCGUUAGUAUCUUGGAGGUCGAAGAAGCAACACAUAAUAUCAAGAAGUACAGCAUAA
Molecule: messenger RNA, 834 nt
Organism: Brassica oleracea var. oleracea
Lineage: Eukaryota; Viridiplantae; Streptophyta; Magnoliopsida; Brassicales; Brassicaceae
Exons: 2
Coding region: 1-834 (277 amino acids)
Source: RefSeq, a predicted model, not a curated record